Puccinia graminis f. sp. tritici CRL 75-36-700-3 is the source of this 922-nucleotide messenger RNA. RefSeq lists its product as uncharacterized. Gene Ontology annotation, biological process: tRNA 5'-leader removal; rRNA processing. Gene Ontology annotation, cellular component: ribonuclease P complex; ribonuclease MRP complex. NCBI's taxonomy places the organism in Eukaryota, Fungi, Basidiomycota, Pucciniomycetes, Pucciniales, Pucciniaceae. The record is from RefSeq and is a predicted model, not a curated record. The coding region runs from base 17 to 922 and encodes 301 amino acids. The transcript is spliced from 6 exons. Gene Ontology annotation, molecular function: ribonuclease P RNA binding.
AAGCAAACAAAACAAAAUGGAAAACAUGAACCAAACAGGAACGGAGAACGCUUCGUCGUCUAAUGAAGCUGUCCAGGAUCUGUACGCUGAACCCAAGUUUAUAAAAAAGAAGAGGAAGAAAGAAGUAAACGAAGGGAUCGAGAAUCCGGUAUGGAAUUCAUCGACUGGUUCGUUACCGGUCAAGGAAAUCAUCUCGACAAUCGUACCGGAGCACAUACCUCAUCUGGAGAAGAACUACCAAAGUAAAGUCAACGGUCGACAUCUUGCCUUACAUCCAACCAAACGAACUCAAUCGCGUAGAAAUCAAUUCUCCGGGAUGAAGUCAAAGAGGAGAUCCGCAACCAACAGACAGGUUCAAUUCCUUGAACUAGAAAAAUUGAUUGAAGCAGAGCAGAAACGAUACCGGUAUCAAGACUUUGUACCAUUACAUCAACUAUGGCUGGGGUACAUGGCCGAGCUAUUGGAACUUCGCUUGAAGAGUCUAGACGAUCAGAACAACAUCCCAACGCUUCCAACCGAAGGUCCGCUAUCUCGAUCGGAAAAGUUCGCCGGAAUGCCUGCGAUCUCGGCCAUCCAAUCCAAACUACUCAAGGCGGAUUAUCAUGGGGCCCACUUGAGCGUUCACAAAGCUAAGAAUCCGUCUCUAGUCGACUUGCAAGGCAUCGUCAUCCAAGAAUCCGAACAAACUUUCAAAUUGAUACAAGCCGACAACCGAAUCAAAGUAAUUCCCAAAGCUCACACUAUCUUCGAACUCUCAUUACCCUUGCUUCAAGCACCCACGAAGGUGACCGGACCAAGUGAGAACAACAAGAGUGGUGACUCAAGCUUCCUAGUAUUCAAGAUCUUCGGAAACCAAUUCAUCUUUCGUCCCUCUGAACGCAUCAACAAAAAAUUCAAAUCAAAAGCUUGCUCUCAAUUGUGA